UACAUAUUCAUAUACAUAUAAUGACAACGAUUUUAACAGAGAUAACAGAAAAAGAACAACAGAAAUUAUUAAUAGAAAAAUCAAAUCAAACCUAUUCUUCUUUACAAUUAAAUGUAACAAAUGAAAAAGAGUUGCCUGCAAAAUAUAUUUCAACUGCAAAUACAAUAGAAACUAAACAAGAAUUAACGAAUAGAAGUAGAAUCCUUAGAAAUAAAGAAGAUAAUAGUUCAAUUUAUCAUAUAUUCCUUAAAUCAAUACUUUAUACACUUCAUUUUGUAUAUAUUUUCUUUACCUCUAUUAGACUGCUUAAUACAUAUCUUUAUAAUUUAUACAUUUCUACGAGAUAUGAUGAUAUUCGAAAACGCAUACAACAUGAUAAAUUACAAUUAACAAAGAUACCAAAUCAUCUUACUAUUAUUAUCUCUCGUGAAUUAUUAAGUACAAGGUCAUGUCAAGAUUGGGAAAGAAUUAUGUCUGAAAUAUCUACACUUACUUGUUGGGCUUAUGAAUUUGGUACAAAAGAGAUAUCAGUUUAUGAUGCAACAGGUAAUAGCAAAACAAAAAAAAAAUAGACAGGUAUACCAUUAAGAUGCAAAUGUAAUUGAAACUUAAUAAUUGAAAAAAA
Molecule: messenger RNA, 625 nt
Organism: Cokeromyces recurvatus
Lineage: Eukaryota; Fungi; Mucoromycota; Mucoromycetes; Mucorales; Mucoraceae
Exons: 1
Coding region: 21-572 (183 amino acids)
Cellular component (GO): dehydrodolichyl diphosphate synthase complex; endoplasmic reticulum membrane
Molecular function (GO): ditrans,polycis-polyprenyl diphosphate synthase [(2E,6E)-farnesyl diphosphate specific] activity
Source: RefSeq, a predicted model, not a curated record